AUGGCACAUUACAAAGGAGCAGCUAAGGAAGCAGGCCGAGCCAUGAAUUUAAUGAAGAAACGUCAAAAAGAACAGGAGGAAUUAGAAAUCAGGAAGAAAAAAAUUGAAGAUGAAUUGAAAGUUGGGGCCAUCAGCAACAAAUUUGCCGUGCACUACGACGCUGUUGAGAACAAACUCAAAUCAGAUACUAUCGGUUUGGUGACAUUGAAUGAGAUGAAAGCCAAACAAGAAGAUGUGGUGAAGGAGAGGGAAAGACAAAUCGUUGUGGGCACAAUUAAUUCAAAUUCAGCAAAAAUUCAAUUACAAAAUAAACAGAAAGAUAAAAUUCGGGGUGCUGGGAAAGCUGAUGAAAACACACCAUCUUUCAAUGACCAAAAAAUAAAAACCGAAAAGCGAAAGUCGUCAGAAAACGAAUCAAGUUCAGAUGUUGAUGUGGUUAAAAGGUUGAAGAUGGUGAAAUGUCCCUAUGUCGAUACGAGUUUUCUACCUGACAGGGAGAGAGAAAAGAGAGAGGCCAGACUGAGAGAGCAGUUAACAGAGGAGUGGACAGAGAAGCAGAAGAGGAUAAAGAACGAGGACAUUGAGAUAACGUACAGUUACUGGGAUGGGUCCGGCCACAGACGACAGGUUCUCAUGAAGAAAGGCAGCACAAUUCAACAGUUUCUACAAAAAUGUCUCGAACAGCUGAGGAAAGAAUUCAACGAGUUGAAAACGUCAUCCGUCGAUCGACUGAUGUACGUCAAGGAAGAUCUCAUCAUUGCUCAUCACUUCUCAUUCUAUGACUUCAUUGUUACGAAGGCCAGGGGGAAGAGUGGUCCACUGUUCAGUUUCGAUGUGCACAACGACGUUCGCAUGGUGAGUGACGCGACGGUCGAGAAAGACGAAUCACACGCCGGCAAGGUCUGCCUUCGAAGUUGGUACGAGAAGAACAAGCACAUAUUUCCCGCAAGCAGGUGGGAGCCCUAUGAUCCGGAGAAAAAAUGGGAUAAAUACACCGUAUCUGAUAAAGAAUCGGCUAAAAUUAUUGUUAAAUAG
Helobdella robusta is the source of this 1035-nucleotide messenger RNA. RefSeq lists its product as hypothetical. The transcript is spliced from 5 exons. Bases 1 to 1035 code for a protein of 344 amino acids. Gene Ontology annotation, cellular component: nucleus. The record is from RefSeq and is a predicted model, not a curated record. Gene Ontology annotation, biological process: chromatin organization. NCBI's taxonomy places the organism in Eukaryota, Metazoa, Annelida, Clitellata, Rhynchobdellida, Glossiphoniidae.